Messenger RNA from Parascedosporium putredinis, 417 nucleotides. NCBI's taxonomy places the organism in Eukaryota, Fungi, Ascomycota, Sordariomycetes, Microascales, Microascaceae. The record is from the annotation of a GenBank genome assembly.
AUGACGGCGGAACAAGUGCCCCAGUUGUCAAUGCUGUACAAGGUGGCAACCGGAACCUCCCAGGAGCGGGGUUACGGGAUAGCUCUUGCUCGGGCUAUCGGGUUCCCAGAAGAAGUUCUGCGCGACGCAGAAGAGAUUUCGCGGUCCAUGGUGGAAAGACACCAAUCAAAACAAAAGAGUUCGGAGUUCAGAAAGGUGCAGCGUCGGCGAAAGCUCAUGCUCAACCUUGACGAGACACUACGAACCUUGGAAAAUUCCGAUAUGGACCAGGACGCCUUUCAGAGUUGCCGCGCCCGCCUUCGUGCCGAAUUUAUUCUUAAAAUGACAGAGAUUGAAGAGGAGGCGUCAAGGGAGUCGGACUCUGAGACAGGGCCCCGGCCGGCGCUCACGGCCGCGUUUGUGGAGACAGGUAAGUGA